This is a messenger RNA of Xyrichtys novacula (pearly razorfish), 10500 nucleotides long. The record is from the annotation of a GenBank genome assembly. Lineage: Eukaryota; Metazoa; Chordata; Actinopteri; Labriformes; Labridae.
AGUUACAGGAUGAUGUGAAGUAAAAAAAACAAAAAAAAAACACUUAAAGCGUCUGAACAGAGAGAAGAGCAGCUGCAGCUUCAGGAGACUCUCUCUACUCUACAACAACAACAACAACAAUGGUGAGUGUUUGUGUGUCUCUGACAGAUUUAUGACGCCGCUCUCUGACCGAGUCCUCUGAACGGAAGCUGAACUUUGACGGACUGGAAAGGAGAAAGUCUGGACGCAGAUUUGUUAGCGUUAGCCUGAUAGCCUAGCUUUAGUUCCACCCUCUGUUCAGGCUCGCAGUUCGUCAAUGGAAACGGAGCUGAUAUUUAGGAUUUCCGGUUGCAGCUUUCAAAAUAAAAGCUACAGCGAGUGAGUGAGGGUCGUGAUUUCGUGACAGUUAACAGCUAUGACAAGACCGUUUUACAACAUUAAAUGAUUUUCAAUUCUAAUAGCAAGAAAUAUCUGAAAUAAUGAUGAUACUUUAGAUAGGGCCGUGGUGCAAAACUACAAAAUGCUUGAUUAAAAGGAGACGGAAACUAGAAAAGGUAUCAAUUAAGUGCACCCCAAAGUCAUAUGUAAGUUUCUAGAAAAGUAUAUCGGUAUUAAAAUUGUAGGAUGGAGUUCACUUCUUUUGUUGCAUCCUUUAAUUUUUGUAUUAAGUAACUUUUUUCAGUUAUUGCAUCACCCCUUUUUUUUGCAGCGUUCACUUCCGUAGUGCCUUUUUCUUCUUUUUUGCAUUCUUAUUUAUUUGCAGCAGUGGCGUUUCUCAGCCACCGUACAAGACAAAUAGUUAUAUUUUCAGCUCCGAGUUGUCAGUAUAGUCACAAGAAAAUGAAGUUAAAGUGUUUGAAGAAUGAACACACAAUAGCACAAACAGAUUAAGUUGUAAUGAAGUAGCAAUAUGAGAAUAAAGUUAUGAAACAAUUAUACAAAUAUGAUAUUACACUGUAUUGUUAUAAAGUCACAAUCCAACAACAAUAUAAGCGUGGUAAAUUCGUUAUGUCUUGACAUUAAAGUCAUAAGUUUUUGUGGAAGCAUUAUUCUAGUCAAAUUAUUGCAAGAUAAAAAGUCGUAGUAAAGUCGUAUUUAAGUCAUUUUAUUACCAGAAUAAAGUAGUAAUGUUACAAUAAAACAACGAAUAUCACAUUUUUUCUUAAUGCAGCCAUUAUAAUUUUAUAUAUAAUAAUAUACAAUUGUGUCUUUACCCUUUACACUUUUUAACUUCAUCUCCUUGUGACUACUAUCCUAUUAUUAUGUAAAGAUGUGAAUAUGAUGCAUGCACAUCUUUUUUUAACUCAAAGUUUUAUUUUAAUUUUUAAUAUCUGUACUAUGCUGCUGUAAAUUUGGAAUUUCCCCUCUUGGGACUAAUAAGGGAACAUAUUUUCCUAUCUUAUCCUCCGCUUUUAUUUUGAAGGCCGUCGCAGCGGACUUCCUGUUCCGCGUGGUUGACUUGUCUCAACAUGUCUGUUGUAAAGGCUCUGCCUUGACGCUAGCUCGCUUCACUAUCAUGAUGAAAAUGUUUCCUCGGGGUCUUUUUGGUUUGACUGCGUGUCAUGACAGCUCGACUCCUCUCCGUGUGGAGAAACAGUUUGUUAAAGUCAGAGCUUCAUUUCCAACAUCUGACAUGUUUUAAUAAAGCAGAGAGUCAAAGUUUUCCGAGCCUUAUUUCCUGGAUGGAUUAGCAGCCAAAGUAGCUCUGUGGCUGUCAGAGGAGGAUUUUAAAGCACAAGUCAGCCUGAAAUCUGAGUUUGAUGGUCAUCCUGAAUCAUCCUGUUCUCUCUGUGUUAUUAUAGCAGCCUCUAUAGACUCACAACACAACCAUCCUCCUCCUCGUAAUCUAUGAGGAUCCCUCUCUGGGCUCAGUGAAAUCCGGACUCCCACCUGCCAUCUGUUGAGGAGGGUGUAAUUAUAGAAAUCAGAAAGUCUCUGCAGAGAUUCCUCAAGACUUUAUGCUUUUGUGCUGCAGUUACGUAACUCUGACACAGGUUCAGACCACAGUCAAAUCCUCUCCAGACUGCUGCUGCUGUGCUGGGUCUGAAUUUAUGUUCAUAUAAAACCUGCAGGUCAGAGUCCUGCAGAUAAAAACAGUUUAACUACACUUCAUUUAAACACAGAAAAAUACAUCACCUGUGCACUUUCUGUCAUUUGUAAAUCUGUUCAUAUAAAGCUGCACUCAAAAAAAUCAGUUCACCGAAGUACUGCGAUUUUUUGUUUUACAAUUUUUAAAUUUUAUGUUCAAAAAUUGUUUUUCCCCCCCCAAAUUUAAGAAUAAAAGGUCCUUGCACACCGGGAACAAUGAAAAUAUACCACGCGAAAUUACGAAAUUUUCGGAGGCGAAUUUUGACACGCCUGACUAUACACAUCAAGUGCGGUGCGAUUUUGCAACAUUUCGGGGGGGAAAGAGACAGGUCCUGGGUGGAAGCGAGAAGACAAAAAUGGAGUCUUCUUCAACUUCAAGUGAUGGCAAAUUCGUACUCCUUUUAAAAAUAAGAGCUUCUAUAUGCCACCGUUUCUAAAAACAGAAAACACAACAGCAGACUGACUGUUUUUCAGUUCUGAUUAGACUCUAGUGUUGAGAUGUCUGUCUGUCAUGAUAGCAUGUACUGAGUCGGGGUUAGUACCAGAUAAGAAUAUUAAACUAUAAUCCAUAAACGUAAGGGAACAACCGAGACCUAAUGGUGCUGUGACAGCAACGCUGUGAUUAGGUUUGAGUUUACAGUGAAAAUACAUAUGGUGUGUUGUAUCUGAACAGGUUAGCUUACGAGCUAAAGUUACUUAGCACAGAUGAAAGUUCAAACAAAGACGUUUAUCAAACUGUUAAAGCUCACAAACCAUCGUCAUAUAAGAAAUCCGACGCUAUGACUCUCCACAAGUCGUCCUUCAGGUCGUUAUCUUUGUAAUAUUUGUGUCUUUUAUCAAAAAUCACUCUGUUCUCCAACACGUAAACAGUCAGCUGGUCAGCCAUGUUGGAUAUACCAGUGAAUCUGAUGUCGCAACAACACGAAAUCUGAUUGGUCAGAAGUGGACACACAGUAUGUGAAACUUUAGAAAAAUCGACUGCGAUAAGAAAAAAAUAAAUGGCGCGAUAUCGCAGGACGGGAAAACCUCACUGAUGUGAACACUUGUAUUGACAGGAUACGGGUUCGACAAAAAAUAUUGACUAGUUUUUUUGUUUAUUAGAUUGAAUGGAUGAAUUGAAAGGACUGAUAACACAUGGACCCAAUCAUCAUCAUUCAGCUGUUUUACUGGUGUUAAAAAUGCACACUAAAAACCGAUAAAAUCGACAAUAUCAUAGAAUCGCAAUUUAAAUCGAAUUGGCAUCCAAAAAAUCGUAGAGGAAUCGAAUCAGGAGAAAAGCAUAUCGUCCCAGCCCGAAGUACUACAAUGGCGCGGUCUCCCCUCUCUAAAACAUGCACUCGGUUUAAAGCUGCUGUUUGUGCCUCUGCAUCCGAUGCAUUUACACAAAAACACACAAAUUCGUAAAAAGUUUUUCACAACCACACUGACGUAUCUGUGUGUAUCUGUGUGUAUCUUUGUGCGUCUUUGUGCGUCUUCCUCAGAGUGAAUCUCUGGUGGUGUGUGACGUGGAUGAGGAGCUGAUUGAAAAGCUGAAAGCUUUUCGUUUCCGGAGGCAGACCAACAACGCCGCCAUCAUCAGUGAGUAUUCACACUUUAAUCAUACCUGAGUAUAAGUCAGAGUCGUCUCUUUCAGGACGUGUUUGUUUGUAUUUUUGGUGAAAGGAGAGAGAGGAAGUGAUGUGAGAGGUUCUGAGAGGAAGCGGACUGUAGUGAAAAUAUGAAUCCAUCAUGACUAAAGAGUCUGUUGCACUCAGCAGAUUUGGGUCACCUCUGAAAAUGACCUUCCUCAGUUGAACAUUAAUGUGCCAUUAUCGCUCUCACAGCUCGCUGCUUCCUGCUGUGUGGACAGAAAUAGAUUUUUACACGCCGCCUCUCUAAAACAUCAAAACAAGGAACUUCUUUUGGUCAUAAUUUAACGCCUGUUUUAUUUUUGUUUCUGGCCUCUGCUUUGCUUCACAGUUGGAUCAAUUUUUAAAGGUUAAUUUCACUAAACUCAUGAUCAAGUUUGGUUCCUUCUUCCUGCCUCCAGUUUGGACUAUCUCAGCCCCUGUAGUGUUGGUAUUUUGUCUGCUCAGGAUGAAGUUAAGAGGUGUUACUUUAAAAGCAAAUACUGAAAAUGAUCUAAUUUGUCCUCCACAGUGAAGAUCGACAAAGACAGACAGAUGGUCAUACUUGAGGAAGAACAUGAGGUCAGUUAAUUUUUAUAACUUCCCAUUUUAGUACAACAAUAUUUUUGAUUUAAGUUUCACAUGUUUAUUUUUAUUUUACAGGAUAUUUCUCCUGAUGACCUCAAAGAUGAACUUCCGGAAAGACAGCCGAGAUAUCCUUUCAAAUUAAAUUUCAAAUCUAGAUUUCAUCCGUCUAGUUGUGAUAUACUGUAGAUUUGUAUUUUGAAAUAUAAAGUGACAGUAUUGGAAAUUUAAGCCCCGCUCCUCCUCCUCUUUAAUAAACGUGGACUUCUCCUUAGCACCUUGAACAUUUGUCGUGUACAGUUAUAAAUACCAACAUGAUGACGGACGUGUCUCCUAUCCUCUCUGCUUCAUCUUCUCCAGCCCAGCAGGUAAGAGCCAAUCAGGAUUCACAUUAUCCCGAUGUUUGACAGCUUUGAGUCACCUGUGGAAGCAGAGGAUAGAGCUUUAGUUUAUGCAGUGAUUUGUUUUGUUUGUUUACGACAUUAUCCUCUGUUCAGUAUGUCAUUUCUUCAGUGUUUGUGUGAUGCAUGAGUGUCUCUGCCUUUCUCGGUUUGUUUGUGUUGCACAGGAUGCAAAAUGGAGCAGCAGAUGAUGUAUGCAGGGAGUAAACACAGGCUGGUGAAAGCUGCUGAUCUGACGAAGGUGAGUGUGCCAUCUGGGAUCUGACUUCAACAACAAUAAUACUUAAGCAUUGAAAACUUCAUUGCAGUUAGAAAUGAAGACAUAAUUGACCAUUUAAAUUGGGGCAUGGCUGGAGUUAGUGAAUAAGACCGUCAAUUUGUGUCACAUAUGAACAUUUAUGAUUUUUAGAGACAGAGAGGAUUUGGUUUUAAGGUCGGCCUCUAAUAAAAGCCUGUCUCAUAUAAAGGCCUGGUACCAAAGGGGGUAAGAACAAAUAAAGAACCCUGCCUAUAUUAGAGGAUUUACGGUAACUAGCAUAAUGAAGACAAAUGUACUCAAGAAAUCUGGCAUGGUGCCGAAAAUCUGGCUCAGGAUUUCUUUUUCUAAAUCAUGGAAAAAAAAAAAAAAAACCCUAGUUAGUUAGAUCUGAAAAUGACCGGUAGAGAGCAGCAUUAUGCUGGAUAGUCUACAUCCUGCUGGAGAAGAAGAAGUGGAAAUUUCAAAUGAUGAAUGUCAGGUAGAUCAAUCCAGGAGAAGAAACGGCGAUGUUGGAAGCUGGGCUUGGGCGGAAAAAAGGCUGGAAAAGAUGGAAAGUCUCACGGUAGCUGGUGCAGAAAACUGAAAGAGCCAGGUGCUUGUUUUUGUGUGUCGUGCGCCUUAAAGCUUAGAAAUGGCAGCAGUGGGAAAAAGUUUGGUAAAGAUGGAAAGAUAUUCACAGAGUCGGACUUCCGGGAUCAAUAACUCUGAGAUGAAACGUUGUCUAAACACAAAUGAUGCCUCUUUCACAUCGUAAUAGCACAGACUACAAACUACAAGAAUCAAAAACCGAACUGUUGAAGCUGUUCUUCGAGUUGGAUCAAUAAUACUGAUCUCCAUGCAAAGCUGGUAGCUGGGCGAGUUCGCAGGGACCGUCUGCAAAAGUACGAUACAAGAGCAAGACGCUGCAAACAAAAAUCAGUAGCACCGCUGUUAUACAGUAGAGACUCAAAAUCAACACACACUUCAUACUACAACAGCUGUUUUAGGAAAAUGUGCCUUUUUAUAAUUUUGGUGAAUUUUUAUUGUGAUGAAUCUUUUUUUUUUUUUUUGCUGUUCUUUACACAUUAUCAAAAUAAAGAUCAAUAUAAGUUUAUUAUCACUACCUCAUUGUUUUAGACCUGAACAUUUCCAGUUGAUUACUAAACCUUACAUGCUGUUCAACAUUCAUUAUCCACAGUGAAUUCCACUGGAGCUAAUCUCCUUGUGUCUCUGUGGUCUUUGUUUUGUUUCCUGCAGGUGUUUGAGAUCAGAAACACAGAGGACCUGACGGAGGAGUGGCUCAGAGAGAAACUGGGUUUCUUCGGUUAGACUCGUCUCAUGCUGCAGGGUCUGGGAUGUGAGGAGGAUCCAGAUUGCACAAACUGGUGUCAUCUCUUUGGGGGAACACACCACAGUUAAUGUUUCUCUCUUCUUUCUAUCAGACCUGAUUUAAAUAGCGUUAAAAUCCGGAGUUUUAGGCCUCUGCUGUUAAAUCGACAACAAUUCCAGCUCAGUCAGACAGACGUUUGUACUCUUUUCUCUUUGCUAACUGAACUUCACUCAUCUGUCGGCCUAAAACUGGAAACGCUAUUUGAGGCAGGUCUGUUUUUGACUCCUGAACAAUCUCUCCAUGUGCCAGUAACGUGUCUGUGUUGAAUUAACACUCCCAAAGCUCUUAACGUGAACGGAAAUGACUAGAACUCGUACAUCUCCUUCAGCAUCUUCAUUCAGGGGACGAUAACGGUAUCAACACUUCCUGUUUUCCUCGAUAGUUUACGUCUUUUUUUAACCUCUUACCGUUUAUGUUUAACAACUUGAGCGAGUUUAACUUUAAGAUUGAUUUUUUCUGGUGUCUGUAGGUUAACGUGAGCUUAUACUUUAUAACUGUCGUGUCUGUUUGUGAUGAAAAAAACAACUUCAGAGACCAAAAGAGUCAGUCUCUCCUUCAGUUCCUAAAAGGACGAUAACACUAAGACCACUUUGACUGAUGCUGCGUUCACACGCUCCUCUUAUUCUCAGAGUUCUCAGAGAGUCCAAAUGUGAAAUAAAAAGUUUGAUUUAACUUUUAAAACCUAAACCUGGUCAUGUUAUGUAAACCAGGAUUGAUAAUCAUAACUUAAACGAUUAAAAAUAAGCCAAAAUGUGAGGAAGAAUCAAAGUUUGACAUGUUUCUUGUCUUUCAAAAUCGGCUUUGUUGGAAGAAACCAAAUCUUUCUCCAGAUUUUUAAGUCAUAAUUCAAAAAUUGUAAUCAGAAGUUAGUUUGAAGUCAUAAAAUCCGCUCAGAUUCUGCGUAAUUAAUGUCGAAAUCAACACCCGAAGUAACGAGCAAAAUAUUCCUACUUUCCAAGGGAGCUUUUGUGAGUUUGAGCUGUUAGGAACUCAAUUUUCUGAUUUUUCCGCCUCGACAUGAAUGCAGCGUCGUCUAUGAUACCUUCGCCCGUCUGCGUGUGAGCUGUGCCGAUCACUCUGCAGAUCUCAUCCUCACAUCACACGUUAUCGUCUGUGUUUGCAGUAAAAACACAACUCUGUCCUCUGUUUCUACACUCGCUGAUAUCACACUCUCCAUCGAAACAAAUCCAGCUGAAACAUUCCAGUUUUCCUCCGAACCUCCAUGACACAGGGUGACGCUCUUUUAACCUGUUUUAAUGUGUCUUUCUUUAGGGAGAUUGUUAGCUAAUAUCGUGCUUUAUAGCCAGUACUGUUAUUAGUGUCGAUGAAUGUCGUGAUCCAUUCUGACGUAAAGCUGCUCGGGUUGCUCAGAGGUGGUUGCAGCCUGGAGAGAAACAGCCGUGACGUCUAAAAAUGCCAGUAGUGCUUCAUGUAUAGACUUAGUAGAUAAAGAACAGCAUGAGGGGGGGUUCGUAUUUUCAUAUAGAGCGGGUUUGACUAAAAGAAACAACUGAUAUUUGGGGACACUGACAUUUAGAUAUUUUAGACCAUUACUUCCUUAAUUAAUUAAAUCUACAACCCGUAAAGUUUGGACGCUGGGUAAAAUGUUGAUUAAAAUUUGGCUUUCUUUUGGAAAUCGUGGAUCCUGCAUCCUGCGCUCUAGAGAGGGACCACCUGUCACUCUUGGGUGUGUGGAGGUGCAUAAUCCAAAAUCAGGUGUAGUUUAAACAUCCGGGAAGCCGCCUGAUCGAUAUCUACAGAUUUAGGAGAAAUGUCUGCGGCCAUCCAGACAAAGACUUUUCAGACUUUUCUCAAACAUUUGGAUCCCAAAAACAGGACAGAAGAGACCCUGAACUGUUGAGCAGCUAAAAUCCUUUCACAGUGACAACAUUUCACUCUCCAAACUUGUGAAUCUGGUCUAAUUAAGAGAGUUAAUUAAACAUAUUGGUAAAUAUUUGUAUAAAACAACAAAAUGUGUCACUGGAAACAUUUGAUAAGACAAGUUAAAAAAGAUUCAAUUGAUUCGCAGAUGAUCAAAUUCUGUUUUUACCAACAUUUUCCUCAGCGUCCCAAACUUUUCUGGAAUCGGGGUAUUAACAGGUCAGCUUAUAUAUUAUUGUCUUUUGUUUGCUCAAACUUAUUUAAGAGUAUGUUACAAACAACUUCUGUCAGUUUAAGACUCAAAUAAUUCCCACUGAAACAGAAUCUGAAUAACUCAGUACAGAGGGAGUAACGGCUCUGAACGUCAGUGUGUCCAGUCCCAGAUAUUUAAAGCUACAUUAGAUCUACUUAAAGUUGUGUUUCUAUCACUACAGUCCAGUUUAAUGUGAUAUUCUGAAAGCGUGAGCUCAGUUGAAGCUUCUGAAUCCUAAUAAAAUCCUGACAUGAGCUCUGUAUGAUCCUCUGACCUUGAUUAUUAAGAAUUUGCAUAAUUGAACUCCGUAUUUCUGCUCAUUAGUGUCAUCCCCCGACUUUGGAAAACGAGAGGUGCAGCUGUUAACGAAGCCCUGAGGCAGAAAAUCACCACCUCAUGUAUAAAGUCAAACUGCUGAGUCUACCGUACUGAUGCCUUGUCUUAGAUUUAAUCAUUUCUGUCAAAGUAACGUCUGUUAUAAAUGGAUCAUGAGGCCAAAAUCAAACAUGAUAAUGUUUUUUAUUUUUACGGGAACAGUGGAGGACAGUCAGAAAAAUCUUUGUGAGGAUCUGAAGGUUUUUAAAACACUAAUAUUGUCCUGAGCUUCCUGAUCUCUAGAGUCUGAAAGACUCUGUUUCCUGUUUAGUCGUCGUGAGAAUCAAUUUGAGGACCAGUUUGUGUUUUAGAUCAGACCGAGAGACGUGCGCACAAUCACUCUGUGUCAUGAAAAUCACUUGUUGACUUUAGAUGUUAAUUAUAAACAUGUCAGGGUUAUUUUUUAAUCCAUCAGGAACAAUGAAUGAGACAGAAAUCUGUAGUUCAACUGUCAGCUUUGUAUUUUGCUGCUGUAGCACAAAAACAGAACUUCCUGGGUGAUUCUCGUGUCUGGUGGUUUCUGCUGUUACUGAAGUUUGUGCUGUACUUUAUGGGUUCAGAAAGUUUUACGAUCCUUUAACUUGUAAAAGUCUUUAAAAGUUGUGGUAAAUUCUCAAAACAGCACAGUCUGAAACUAAUGAGAGCGAGCUUAACUGACAGUCUUUGUAUUUAACUCAGUGUAACUUACAGAAUAUGACAGAGUGUUAGGGCCUGACUAAAGAAUAAAAUCUGAGAUUGAAAGAGUCAAGUUGUCUCUAUGAGAAAAUGACUUUUCUCUUAUAAACCUGUCCUUAGCUACAACUUUUUCAUCCAACAACUUUUUUUUCUGGUGCUUGUAAAAUAACGAGUUUUCACUCUAACGACUACUCCAUCAAUGUUUCUCCUGAGUAAUAAAACAAACUGACUUUAAAUCUAUAAUCUGCUUGUUCCUCAUAACAGAAUGACUUUUUUGUUUACAUCUUUUCCCUGUAACAUAACAACUUAACGUAUUUUUUUUGCUGUACUUUUUCCCAAAAUUAUUAAAUUCUCAGCGUAUUACGACUUUUUCUCGUACUAUUUUGACAUUGUAAAUGUACGACUUUAUCCUAAAUGCCCUAAUACUCUGUCAUACCAAGACAAUUUCAUUGUUAUCUAAAUUCUUUCAGCCUCUCAAAUGUGGAAAGCUACUGUAAAAGAAUUGCAUGCUUAAAUGUGUGUUUUUCAUCAUUGUCUAAAUGCUGCUCUUUUGCAUGUCUUCUUUCCAGACUAUUUUAAAUUAUUAGACUUCAAAUAAAAUAUUUGCACACAAAUUUCUGAAAACCUGCUCUCAGCGGUGUUCCUACUCUUUUUAAAAUCUUUACACACUGACAGAACUUUGAUAAUCUUUGGACAGACUCCCCGGUGUUAAAGCUACCUGUUUCCUGAGUCAUGUAUGUGGCUGUCCUGUGGAUCUAAUAACUUUCCCUCUUGUUUGGUCAGCCUGUUGUAUAAGAAGUCUCUUUGGUCUUUAACCUGAAACUGUGUUUUUCUGCUCUUACUGUUCUCUCUGGUUAGAUAACUUCUUUAUUUUUUCAUUCCUUUUUAAUGAAAAACAACCUGAGACGUGAAUCAUAACCAGCUGCCUCAUAGCAUAAGUGAAACUUGAGAUAUUUGUAUUUUCCCAUACUUUAUAAAGUGUCUAUUGUCCUAUUGUCCAAAUAAAAUGACAGUGAUGUUCAAACCUG